This is a messenger RNA of Lolium perenne, 1356 nucleotides long. Its product is annotated as BTB/POZ and MATH domain-containing protein 1-like. Lineage: Eukaryota; Viridiplantae; Streptophyta; Magnoliopsida; Poales; Poaceae. Gene Ontology annotation, biological process: protein ubiquitination. The record is from RefSeq and is a predicted model, not a curated record. Gene Ontology annotation, molecular function: protein binding.
AUGGAUGCCGCUUCUGUCAUGCCGACUCUGUUGGUGGCGCAUGGCCGGUACAACUGUCGACAACUCGAGGCCUCUUGCAUCGAUUACCUGGCGUCCGAUGCGGACGUGUACGCCUCCGUCAGAGCAACAGAUGAGUACAGGAAGCUAGAAGAGAGCUGCAACUCCUUGGUGGUAGAGGUCAUGGACAAAGUCUCCACACAAAGAUUAGCCGACAGCUCCUCCUCCUUCGACACUGCCAGAAACCCCAGACGGGCAAAGAAGAUGAGUGUUUCGACGUAUGAUGCGUCCAAGGUGGUCAGCGGCACACAUGAGAUGAGGAUUCCCAACUUUGGUGCUCUUUAUCGAAAAAAAAGAAGGACCUAUGGUGUUGGUAGAGAAAUACAGUCCAACACUUUCGAGAUCGAUGGUUAUGACUGGAAGCUGGUGGUAGACCCUGCCGGGAAGAAUCCGGAAAAUGAAGAGUGUGUCUAUGUGGCCGCUGAGUUGUUAACUGAUCCAGGAACUGCUGGUGUCAGGGCGUCGGUAUGUUUCCGGAUGGAUAGCCCUAAUGGGCAAGAUGAGCCAACCGAAGAAGACUAUAAGCAACACAUAUUUACAAGGUACGCACAGUCACAUGGGAAUGAUAUCAUCGCCACCAAGGACGCAGAGCAGCAUUUCCUAGCGCAUGAUGGCUCUCUAACCAUACGAUGCAGCAUCAUAGUCACCAACAACUCCUGCGUUGCUACUGGCACCCCCACAGCUUGUGGUGUCGGAGCGCCGCCGCCCAGCAUUGCUCGGCACCUCAAGGAGCUACUAGCCAACGAGAAGGGGUCGGAUGUGACAUUCCUUGUCGAAAACAGAGAGAUUCGAGCGCACAAGCUCCUCAUUGCUGUGAGGUCUCCCGUCCUAUAUGAGAUGGGGGUGGCCAACAAGGCACACCACUUUGUACCGGUCGCCGAUAUGAAGGCUGCGGUCUUUGAGGCCAUGCUGCACUUCAUCUACACCGGUGAGCUGCCACCUAUGGAACACUUAGCCCUUGCCACCAGUAGUGGCACCAAGGAUAUAUCCUUUGCUAUGAAAGAAAUAACCCUUGCUAGUAGUUUUUUGGUGGACGGUGGCUUGUUGAUUGUCGGAGACAUAAUGGCUGCGGCAUGCAGGUUCAGUCUUGACAAGAUGAAGGCCAAGUGCGAGACCUUGCUAGCGGGGUCCAUCAAGAAAGAGAACGCAGAGAGCAUGCUCACGCUGGCACGCCAGCACAGCUGCUCAAAGCUCGAGGAUUACUGCGCCCAGUUUCUCUUAUCGGGAUAUGUGACUCAUUACAGAGAACGGGCUGAACACGAUAUGCUAGAAAGGAUUCGCUCUUCUUUUUUCAUGUGA